Molecule: messenger RNA, 7007 nt
Organism: Boleophthalmus pectinirostris (great blue-spotted mudskipper)
Lineage: Eukaryota; Metazoa; Chordata; Actinopteri; Gobiiformes; Gobiidae
Gene: tulp4b
Product: TUB like protein 4b
Exons: 14
Coding region: 1-5418 (1805 amino acids)
Molecular function (GO): protein binding
Source: RefSeq, a predicted model, not a curated record
AUGUUGGCUGCCGUGGAACAUGGUCCGAUCCUCUGCAGUGACUCCAACAUCCUGUGCCUGUCGUGGAAAGGUCGUGUUCCCAAGAGCGAGAAAGACAAGCCCGUGUGCCGCCGGAGGUACUAUGAGGAGGGCUGGCUGGCCACCGGGAACGGGAGAGGAGUCGUGGGUGUUACCUUCACCUCCAGCCACUGCAGGCGGGACAGGAGCACCCCUCAGAGGAUCAACUUCAACCUACGUGGACACAAUAGUGAAGUUGUCUUGGUGCGCUGGAAUGAACCCUUUCAAAAGCUGGCCACAUGUGACAUGGAAGGAGGAAUCUUUGUGUGGAUACAGUACGAGGGCAGAUGGUCUGUGGAGCUGGUGAAUGACAGAGGAGCACAGGUGAGCGACUUCACCUGGUCACAUGACGGGACUCAGGCUUUGAUCGCUUACAGAGAUGGUUUCGUCUUGGUGGGCUCUGUCAGUGGGCAGAGACACUGGUCCUCUGAGAUCAACUUAGAAAGUCAAAUCACUUGUGGCAUAUGGACCCCAGAUGAUCAGCAGGUGUUGUUUGGUACAGCAGAUGGCCAGGUGAUCGUGAUGGACUGUCAUGGCCGUAUGUUGGCUCAUGUUUUGCUGCACGAGUCGGACGGGAUCGUGAGCAUGUCCUGGAACUGCCCUGAUUUCCUGGUGGAGGACAGCACUGAGAGUGACACUGACUCAGAUGAAAAUGUUCUGCCUAUAGUGCGAAGAGUCAAACCUUUGUUAACCGUCACCUUUUUAUCUGGAGACAUUAGUUUAAUGAACAACUAUGAUGACCUAUCCCCUGCUGUCAUCCGCUCUGGAUUAAAAGAUGUAGAGGCCCAGUGGUGCUCUCAGGGGGACCUCUUGGCUGUGGCUGGGAUGGAGAGACAUGUCCCGUCAGAUACAGCAUGUGCAGCCAUCAUGAGGAACGCUCUGGUCAAGUUCUACAAUGUCCAAGGAGAACACAUCUACACUCUGGAGACACCUGCACAGAGACCUAUCACCACCAUCUGUUGGGGUCACCGAGACUCACGGCUCUUCCUUGCCUGUGGUCCAGCUUUGUAUGUGGUUAGAGUGGAGCACCGUGUGGCCAGUCUUCAGCUCUUGUGCCAGCAGGGCAUCGCCAGCGCCCUGAGAGAGGAGAAGGAUGUGGGGAAACUCAACAUGCCCUCUCUGCUCUGCUCCUAUGUCACUACAGCUUUCAUACCAACCAUCAAACCUCCAAUCCCUGACCCCAACAACAUCCGGGACUUUGUGAGCUACCCCACCUCCGGGAACGAGAGGCUCCACUGCACCAUGAAGCGGGCAGAGGACAGUCCAGAGGCGGGCGGGCCCUGCUACACCCUGUACCUCGAAUAUUUGGGAGGACUGGUGCCAAUCCUCAAAGGGAGACGCAUCAGUAAACUAAGACCUGAGUUUGUUAUCAUGGAUCCCAAGAAUGACAGUAAAGCAGAUGAAGUGUGCGUGAAUCCCAUUGCGUUCAGUGACAGCUGUAACUGCUCUGAUUCCAGUGACAUUGAGCUGAGUGAUGAGUGGGUCGGCAAAAAAUCACCAAAGUUGUCACGAGGGAACAGAAUUAAUUUGGAAUCCAGGAAGUCUCCGAAACUUUCACGAGCCAAUCAGGAAGGUCAGAGGUCACCACGGUUACCGACAAAAAAGCCCCCUGUUCGCUCACCAAGUUUGACAAGAAGAGAGAUGUUCAUGGAUGGACUCACAGAACACAAUUACCUUGCUCAAGUCACAUCCAAUAUUUGGGGGACAAAGUUCAAAAUAGUUGGCCUUGCUUCUUUCCUACCUGCAAAUCUUGGAGCAGUUAUUUAUAAGACCAGCUUGCUACAUCUGCAACCGAGACAGAUGACAAUCUACCUUCCUGAAGUGAGGAAGAUUUCUCAUGACUUUAUGAGUCUGCCUGUGUUCAACCCCAAUGUUUUCAGUGAAGACGAAGAUGACUUACCAGUGAUGGGUCCCUCUGGUGUGGCCGGAGAUAACCCUCCCUGUACUGUGAACAUCCCCAUCGCUCCCAUCCACAGUCCUGCUCAAGCCAUGUCGCCCACUCAAAGCAUCGGCCUGGUGCAGUCUCUCCUGGCCAAUCAGAACAUCCAGCUGGAUGUCCUGACCAAUCCCACAGCCAAUGCAGCAGUAGCGGCUGCGGCGGCUGCAGCCUCUGUCCCUGUCAGCGACCACAGCCAAGACCCUAUCCAGUCUCCUUACCCUGUUACAUCCAGAUACUCGAACCCAAACCAGGUGAUGUUCAGUGGGUUGGAUUUGGGAUCACUUUUACCUGGGACGCUGCCACCUCUGCCCCCUCCUCACCAUCUACCGCCACAGCCGCAGAGACCUAGCCAUCCGCAGCCUCCUCGCCAACCCCCACCCAAAGCGUCGCAACAAGGGCAGAGAAUGCAUCUCCAACAACACCAACCGCACCAACAACAUCAACCACACCAACAGCACCAACCGCACCCACAGCACCAAACACACCCACCACACCCACAGCACCCACCGCACCCACAGCACCCACCGCACCCACAGCACCCACCGCACCCACCGCACCCACCGCACCCACCGCACCCACCGCACCCACAGCACCCACAGCACCCACAGCACCCACAGCACCCACAGCAUCAACAACAUCAACAACAUCAAGUCCAGUCCCAGUCACAGCAGUUGCAGGUACCCCAGAUGCAGCAGGGCCCACCGGUGUCUCCUCAAACUCUUCAACAGCAGCAGCAGCUUCAGCAACAGCAGCAGCAGAUCCGGCAGCAGAUCCAGGAAAUGAGACAGCAACAGGCCCAGUUACAACAACAGCACCAGCAAAUCCAACAGCACCAUCAACAAAUGCAGAGGCAACACCAACAGAUGCAACAACAGCUCAAAAUGCAAAUGCACCUUCCCCCGCCACCCACAGGGUAUCCAACCAUCUCCUUACAGCAAAUCCACCAUCUCUUACCACAGAUGCCUCCACCCACCAGCGAACCGGGACUGGACAGGGCGGAGCAUGGGAAUACCUUAAAGUCAACCCUACCCCGCACGCUCCCCCCUUCGUUCAGUGAUUCGGAAGGGACCGUAGAGAUUCAGAUGAGGAAAGCGAACCCACCGCCACCCUAUCCUGGUACAGUGGUGUCAGUAGCAGCUACGGUUGCAAAUACACCACAGACGCUAGUGACAAAUUGUGAUAGCCCUAGCGUCUUGGCACCAGAUCCUUGCCUCAAAAAAGAUGAUUUCUUGCUUCACCCCGUCACCUUACAAUACCCAACGCCUCUUGGUUAUGAGCGGAUUACAACCUUUGAUAGUAGCGGUAAUGUUGAAGAAGUAUGUAGACCCCGAAGAAGACUUAUUCGCAACCAAAAUGCCUAUGCAGUACAUGGUAUCGGCGGAUCUGCUACUCUUAGAGUCACCUCAUCUGAGAAUAAGAAAAUCCAACUUCCUUACAGUUCCGCCACUUUGAGUCGCCUGUCCGUUCCUAGAUACUCAAUACCAAGUGGAGAUCCACCGCCUUAUCCAGAUCCUGCCAAUCAGGUGACCGCUACUUUGCCUCCGCCCCAGAGAAUUGACAGCAGUCUUAUCCAUGCUACGCUAAGACGUGAACGAAGAGAUGUUAGCCUCAAAGUUCCCCAAAUGAUGGAAAGCUCGAGAACUCUUCCUACAAAAGCCAAAAUGAAUAGUGCAUUAGGAGGCCUCGGCUACCAGCAGAGGUUGCCCACUGCGUUGUAUACUUGUACUCAGUGUAGCAGUAACAGCAGUAGCACUAGUGUUAGUGUCACAGGUGGUGGUACGUCCAGUAGUGGGAUAGCUGGUGGGACAGUGGUAAGACAGGACUUUCCGCCAAGCAAAGGGCCUCAUCAUAGCACCAUUAUUGUUCAUUCAAAAAGUGCCUCGCCAUUGGCUUCUCAGUCAUCAUACAACCUGCUUGGUGCUGUGGAAAAUAGCAGAGACAGGACUGUGUAUGUGAACUCGGCCUUUACAGAGGAUGAAACAAUGAGUCAGCAAUGUCAUCUUGAAAAAUCAGUGCGACAGUUGAACUUAGGUGAUGUGAAUUUGACACUGAAACGCCCUCCACCUUAUCAGUGGGACACUUCAGCUACAGAGGACUUUUGGAUCACUCCGGAACAAACAAUGCUAGCUCCGCCACCUGCCCCACAUAAACCACCUCCACUUAUAAUUAGCCAAGCUCAGCAUUUAGAUGUAAGCCGACUGCCUUUUGUUCUCACCACUAAACCUCCAACUAGCCCAAGUACAACCACUCUUACCUUUCCAUCUGGGUAUCAGAUUUCACUUUCCCCUUUCCCACCAAGUGUAAAUCACAGUGGGCCUACUUUGCAGACUUUACAAGCUGGACCAAAUCCAAAUGAGUUGGUCAGUCAGUCCCCAUUUACUCAACAAGAUCCAAAUUUGGUCCUACCACCUGGUUAUCCCCCAAAUUUGGCAAGCUUGGCGUGCUGCCCGCUCCCCCCAAUGUACCCAGGGGCAAGCUCUUGUGCCGGGCUACAGCUUCAUCCAGUCAGUCUCCAUCCAUGGAACCCAUAUCCAUGCCCACCGCCAAUGCAGGACCCCCCAGCUCCCCCACUACCAACUAAAACUCACCAAAUACUGGAAAAGCCUAUUCUCUCACCACCUCCCCCCACUGCGCCUCCUCCACCCCCACCUUUGCCCCCACCUCCCCCGCCUACUGAGCUACCGCCAUCAAAAAGUGCAGCCGAAGAUCUCACUGAUUCUGCAAACAACUUCCCAGAACCCUCAUCACUGAAUGAAAGCCCUGUACCCCAAGAAUCUGAACGGUUUAGCAAAAAAAGUCGCAAAAGGUUGGACAGCAGAGCAGAUGAUGUCCCUACAGUGUCUGAAGGGAAAUCCAGAAAGGAAGGACGUGCACUUUCGGAUUUUAAUAGUUUGAUUUCAAGUCCAAGGCUUGGAAGUAGGGAAAAGAAGAAACCUAAGGGUCAAAGGGAGCAAUUAAACAAAACAAAAAAAAUCAGCAGAGCCACAAACGAAUUUCAAGAUAGUUCAGAAAGUGAACCCGAGUUGUUCAUUAAUGGAGAUGAACUCAUGAACCAAAAUCAGAGUAGUAAAAAGAGCUGGAAAAACAAGCGCAGUAUGAGGAUGGCAAGUGAGUUGGAGGAGAUCAAAUGUCGUAAAGCAAAUGAAAGAGAAGACAGAAGUUUAGGAAGCCAAGGGUUUGUCUAUGUCAUGGCCAAUAAGCAGCCACUAUGGAAUGAAGCAACACAAGUCUAUCAGCUGGACUUUGGAGGACGGGUCACACAGGAGUCAGCAAAAAACUUUCAGAUUGAAUUGGAUGGGAGACAAGUGAUGCAGUUUGGACGAAUUGAUGGAAAUGCCUAUAUUUUGGAUUUUCAGUAUCCCUUUUCAGCAGUUCAGGCUUUUGCUGUGGCUCUGGCCAACGUGACUCAGAGGCUGAAGUAAAAAAGACUCAUUCACAUACCUGUAGAUCUUGAACUGUGUGCAGUUGCAGCUGGGGAAACAUGGGUUUAAGCCAUGUGGAGGCCUAUCCACUGCUCAAAUGAACAUUGUUCCUGCAGCAGGCUCAUUUUCUGAAGGUACAAACUGUGUUCAUAAAACUUGAAUGUCAUUUUGUGGCACUCACAAUUUGCCAUCACCCAGAAAGAAAGAAAGAGUUAGUUAGCGCUCCUAAGCUGUCACGCCAAAGACACAUAAUAUAGAAGGGCAAUCACGUUAAAAUUAACAUCACUAAUAAAUCUUUAUAAUGCACUUUGUUAGUGAAUAGCAAUGAGCCAAUAGCAGGAAAAACUGCAUGGUCAUUUAAAGCUCCAAUUCUUUAGAAAUGUCUAUGAAGUAUAUACAUUAAUUAACCAUUACUGAUUACAAAUCCAUGUUAAGCCAUAUAUUGUACAGGGCACCAUAUAAAGCAUAGUUCUUUAAAGUACAAUAUAUUUUAUUUCAUACAUUUUAUUUUAUAUACACAUUUAACAUAAAUAUGCUCCUUUUGGUUUUUUGCAAAUGCUACACAUUCAGGCAUUAGUUAUUUGUACUUAUGUUCUUAUUCAUGCUUAAUAACCAUGGCACUUAACCAUUUUAUGUUUCAGAAUCCUCUUGUAAAUACACCAACACAUUUUAUUGCAGCUUCUGUUGUUUUACUGUUCUACAUUUGUCUAUUAGUUUGUAGUAUUUGCAAAGUGUUCCUUACAUUAUGAUUGCUAUGUAUUAUUAUUGUUAUAAAAUAGCAAAUUCUACUUAUUUUUUGUUUUUUGUCCAGUUGCCUUCAUGGUGCCCACUAUCAUGAUGCCCCUGUUAGGCCUGUGUAUGUGCCAAAAAGUCUACAUUGGAAAACAACUCAACAUAUUUUUUCGUUGACUUCCCUGUCAGUUUGAGACUUUUUCCUAGUAGUUGUGUUUUGACGCUACUAUAAACUGCAUUGAAUGUGAAGUCCAGUGGCUUGCCUUUUUGGAAACAGUGCUGCUUUCUGUAGAUAGAUAGAGCUUGUCUGCUUUAGAACUUGACUGUAUGUAGGACUGAUGUUCUAGCAAAACAAAACAAAACAAAAAAAAAAAACAACAUGCUGCUUGCACUUACAUAUGUAGUGGAUGGACUGAUAUUAAUUACUUAUUAUUAUUAUAAGCUUGUAUGUAUUUUGGUUGGCAAAUUAUGUAAUGUUGUACUGAAGCUUUAAUUUUAAGGUCACAUAAUAAUAAUAAUAAUAAUAAUAAUAAUAAUAAUAAUAAUAACUGGGAAACAGUUGCAAGAAUAAAUCUAUAUGGUCAGACGUUUGAGGUAAAUUGUGGUAGAUCUAUAUAGAAAUGGUGCUAUAUAUAAAACACAGAAAUAUGAGCAAAGGUUAUUUUAAAGAAUAAUUUAAAAAGUAUUUUUAGAGAGGAGAUUGGGAAACUGGUGUCAUUUCUAAAAAAUAUAUAUAUUAUUUACAUAAACUGCUUAAGAGAUUCUUGAAGCAAAAUGUCAGUUUUCAGCAAUACUGUGUAAGUGAUUUUUCUGUUUAUAACCAAACCUGGUUAAUAAAAAAUACUGUGCAUAAAUUA